AUGGCCGGGGCCAAGCCGGGAGUCCAUGCGCUGCAGCUCAAACCCGUGUCCGUCCACGAAGCGCUGAAGAAGGGGGGCAAGUUCGUCAAAUGGGACGAGGAGCCAAACAGUGGGCAGCCCACCUUGGUAACCCUGAAAGUCGACCCAGAUGGAUUCUUCCUCUACUGGACUGGAGGGUCCAACCUGGAGGUGGAGAUUCUGGACAUUAGCACCAUCAGGGACACGAGAACAGGAAAAUACGCCAAACAACCAAAGGACGCGAAGCUGCGAGAUUUGCUGGGCUUCAGUAAGGGUGACGGCGUCGAGGCGAAGCUGGUAACCAUCGUCCAUGGCAAUGACCUUGUGAACACCUCUUUCCUCAACUUCCAGGCUACGCAGGACGGUGCAGCCAAGAUUUGGACAGAUGAGCUGUUCACUUUGGCCACAAACAUACUUUCCCAGAAUGCAUCACGGAACACCUUCCUCCUCAAAGCGUACACUAAGUUAAGGUUGCAGGUGAAUCAGGAUGGGAAGAUCCCUGUGAAGAAUGUUCUCAAGAUGUUUUCAGAUAAAAAGAGAGUGGAGACGGCUCUGGAGCAGUGUGGCCUCCUCUAUAACAAGGGAGAGGGACUCAAGCCAGAUGAUUUCACGUGGGAGGCCUUCCAGAGGUUUCUCGACAGCCUCUGUCUCCGGCCCGAGAUACAAGCCAUCUUUGAGGAAAGUGGCUCCAAGAGGAAGCCAUUCAUCUCUUUGGACCAGCUGAUGGACUUCAUCAACCGCAGGCAGCGAGACUCCAGACUGAACGAGGUGCUGUACCCCCCGCUGAAAAGAGAGCAGGUCCGACAGAUCAUGGAGAAAUAUGAGACUAACACCGGCCAGCUGGACAGAGACCAGAUCAGUUUGCAGGCUUUCGCUCGGUAUCUGGGAGGAGAGGAAAACGGCGUCGUACCUCCAGAGAGGCUGGAUGUCAUCGACGACAUGAACCAACCGCUGUCUCACUACUUUAUCAACUCCUCACACAACACAUACCUCACAGUGGGUCAGCUGACCGGUCUGUCGUCGGUGGAAAUGUACAGGCAGGUGCUGCUGACCGGCUGUCGCUGUGUAGAGCUGGACUGCUGGAAGGGCCGGCCACAAGACGAGGAGCCCUACAUCACCCACGGCUUCACCAUGACCACUGAGAUCCCCUUUAAGGAGGUGAUUGAAGCGAUAGCAGAGAGUGCUUUCAAGACCUCACCAUACCCCCUCAUCCUGUCCUUUGAAAACCACGUAGAUUCGGCCAAGCAGCAGGCCAAAAUGGCAGAGUACUGCAGGACCAUCUUUGGAGACGCACUGCUCAUUGAUCCACUUGAGAAAUAUCCACUGGAGCCCGGUCAGGCGCUCCCCUCGCCGCAGGAGAUGCUCGGGAAGAUUCUCAUUAAAAACAAGAAGAAGCACCACCAUCACCGACCCUCGAGUGGUGGCAGCAUACGGCGCAGGGAGCAGGAGGAGCAAUCGUCGCCCAACAACGACUGUCCUUUAAAUGACAGUGACGGAAGUCAGCUCCUGUCCAACGGGGAGGAGAAGCUGGCCGAGAGGAUGGCGAAAGACUCUGAGCCUCGCAAGUCCAUAGGAGGUGAAGGAGAGAGCGAGGAGGAGGAUGAGGACGAACCAACGACUGAGCUGAAAAAGCCAAACUCUGACGAGGGUACGGCCAGCAGUGAGGUGAACGCCACGGAGGAGAUGUCGACACUCGUCAACUACAUCGAACCUGUGAAAUUCAAAAGUUUCGAAGUGGCGAACAAGAGGAAGAAGUUCUUUGAGAUGUCAUCGUUCGUGGAAACGAAAGGAAUGGACACGCUGAAGAGCUCCCCCAUCGAGUUUGUCGAGUACAACAAGAAUCAGCUGAGUCGAAUCUACCCUAAAGGAACGAGGGUGGACAGCUCCAACUACAUGCCUCAGCUCUUCUGGAACGUCGGCUGCCAGAUGGUGGCGCUAAACUUCCAGACUCUAGACCUCCCGAUGCAGCUGAACAUGGGCGUGUUCGAAUACAACGGCGGAAGCGGCUACCUGCUGAAGCCUGAGUUCAUGAGGAGAACAGACAAACACUUUGACCCCUUUACAGAAAACAUUGUGGAUGGGAUAGUCGCCAAUACUGUCAAAAUUAAGGUGGUCUCAGGUCAGUUCCUGACAGAUAAAAAGGUGGGCGUCUACGUGGAAGUGGACAUGUUUGGACUUCCUGCUGAUACAAAGAGGAAGUACAGAACUAAAACAUCCAAUGGGAACUCGCUGGACCCCGUGUGGGACGAUGAAACGUUUGUGUUUAAUAAGGUGGUCCUCCCUACACUGGCCUCUCUCAGGAUAGCAGUGUUUGAAGAAAACGGCAAGUUUAUCGGACACCGGAUCCUCCCCGUGUCGGCUGUUAGACCUGGCUACCACUACAUCAACCUGAAGAAUGAGCUGAAUCAGCCGCUCCUGUUGCCCUCUCUGCUGGUUUACACUGAAGCUCAGGACUACAUCCCAAAUGAACACCAGGAGUACGCAGAGGCUCUGACCAACCCCAUUAAGCACAUCAGUCAGUUGCACAAGAGAGAGACGCAGCUGGCUGUUCUCAUAGACGAAACGAGUGAGUACGUCCCCAACCAGCCUAAAGAGGGAGAGAUCAGGAGAGAGAGUGACGUCAAUCCUGGUGGUCGACUAAUUGCCCCGUUUCCUGCCGGCCCCCCUUUCCCAUUGGAGGAUGCCCCUGAUGUCAUCAAAUUACCAACACCAGCACAAAAUCCGAAAGAAGACCUCAUAAGCACUGUUCUGACAGACGUCCAGGCUCAGCCCAUAGAGGAGUUAAAAACACAGAAAGGCUACGUGAAGCUGCUGAAGAAACAGAGCAAAGAAGUCAAAGAGAUGCACAAGAAACACCUCAAAAAGGUGUGGAAUCUGAGCAAAGAGCAGAAGAGUCGGACUAGUCAGAUUCAAUCUGACACCCAGAGGAGACGCAGUCAGAUGGAGAAACACCUCAAACGUAGCAUCAAGAAAAACGAGCCCCAGGAGCCGAUGCAGCGUGAACUGAUCGAGCUGGAUCAGGAGUUAGAGAAGCAGACGGUGCAGCUGAGGGAAUGGCAGAUGCAAGAGCUGCUGAAGCUCCGGCAGUCUCUUCACCUACUGGAGAGAGAGAAGCAACAAGCGCACCUGCAAGAGGCCUUCCAGAAGUUAAAGGAGACGGCCCAUGAAUGCCAAGCAGCUCAGCUGAAGAAGCUCAGGGACCUGUGCGAGAGGGAGAAGAAAGAGCUCCAGAAGAUCCUGGACAGGAAGCGACAGUCCAGCAUCAGUGAAGCCAAGAGUCGUGAAAAAGACAAGGCUGAGACGGAACUGAAUGAGAUCAACAGGAAACAUAUUCAAGAUUCGGUCUCCUUAAUCCGUGGGCUGGAGGAGGCUCAGGGCAGGAGGCAGGAAAAGCUGAUGAUGAGGCAGCGGGAGGUGCUGCAGCACAUUGACGACGAACUUCCAGUGCUCAAGACUCAGUUGGAGAAGGAACUGGAUGAGGAAUAUCAGCGACUACCAGAGGAGAUCUGCCAGCACCUUCAGUUGGAGCUCCAGAAUAAAGGUCUCCGACAGGACGCCCUGUUCUCACACUUGUCCAAUCACAGCAGCCCUACCCCGAGCUCCGGCUCGGGCCCGCCCUCCAACUGCUCUACGCCCUCUUACCCAUCAACGCCUAAUCGGAGUACCAGGAACAGGAGCAUGGACAAUAGCAUUCCCUCAUUGGCCGAUUCCACUUCCUCCUCAUCCAACACUCCCGUCCUGUCAGAGACGGAGCUGUCGUUCAGUUAGAAUUAUUACUUGUAAAAAGGAAAAUACUUACAUUCAACUGGGGUCUAUAAUGAUUAUAAUGUGGGAUAGUAAUGAUAUUAAUUAUUAACUAAUUUUAUUCCUUUUUUUUAUUAUUACAGACUGUUCUUGUCUACAGAGCUAUAUUAUUUUUUAUUUUGCUGUUUUUGUCAGAUGACACAUCACGCCUUUUGUCGGGCGAUUUCAUAAGAAUCAUAACCAAACUUUUUAUUUUUUACAUUUUCUUUUUGUCUCUUGUGCUUUUAAUGUCACAUCCUUUCAUCCUCUUUUUUUCUUAUCAUCAUUUCCAUUUUCAUCCGGUCAGUCAGCUUUACUGUGGUGUUGCCAGACUACAAGCUUUAUGUUCACACUUAUGUCUGUGAAGCUUUAACCUCGUACUUUUGUGACACUUUUGUGACGCUUUAAACUGCGUAGAGAGAGAGAGAGGAACAGUGGCCGCCUUUGUUCAGGAAAACUUUGCAUCAUACAUACAGUUGGCCCAAAUGAUUAAGGUUGAGAAAAAGUAACUCUCACUACAGAUUUUUGAUAUUUUGUUCGUAGCGACAUUUGACUAAGAUUGCUUCAUAAAGGCUUCACAUGCUGCAAAUGGAUAAGCAAUUUAAAACACUGAAUGCUACAAAUGAAUGUCAAAAACUGCACAUCUUUUUACAACUUUUCCAUGUUUGCAAGUAAAAAUGUUAAGGAGGUAUUUUCUAGAAUUUGAGGUAACGUAAAGGAAAAGGGGUUUUGAAUUUCUUCAUCCGGAUCCAGACUUAAAAAUGAGUUUUAAAGUUUCUGUUUUAGCUGUAAUGUCAGUAGCUGACCAGCAAGCGGUGCUGCAGCCUUAACUGUUUGUUAAAUUGGUGAAUUGAGCUCAGCCUGAUUAUCCUAUUAUAUUGUACCCCAACACACACACACACACACACACACACACACCUGUUUCAACAGGAUUUGCAGCGUCAUUGUUUUGGAUAAAGUCUCUCACCUUUAAUCUCCAAUCAAAAUCUAGCCAAGGUCGCAUCAUGGGUGACCAGCAGACAUCCAUCUGGCCAGAAUCAAGUGUGUGUGUGUGUGUGUGUGUGUGUGUGUGUGUGUGUGUGUUUGAGUUUGAGGGUAAAGAAGGGAGGGUUUAAGUGAUGUAACAUUCACUUUCGCGCGCGCACACACACACACACACAUGCUUGACUUAAUCUCUUGAUGAGACAUCUGCUUUUCGACAGUAAUACUUCCUACCAAAUAGAAAGAGACUACUCAGUGUAUGUGUGUGUUCAUGUGUGUGUUGGGCCAGUUAGUUAGCCACUUUUGCAGCCUGCCGAGGGACACCAUGCAGUAAUCUUAAACAGAAAAGCCACAGUAGAUUUCAGAUGACGACUUAAAGCCGCACUAUGACAUUUUAAUUUAAAAAACUCGGCUCAUAUUUUGAGCCUGAAUCACCAAAAUCAGGCAAACACACAAGGGUAUUCCUUUCCCUUCCCAUCGAAACACUAGAUUUGCUCAGUUUGACAAAUUAUUAUUUGUCUGGCAUUUAAUAAUGUGGUACUAAGUCCUGUCACAGCUCAGAAAGUGACCACUUAGCCAACAACAUUGACUUAAGGUGUGCAGAAGUCAGUUUUAGUUUUUCUGAUGCUUUAAUUUCACUGAAGUUACCUCUUAUUGUCGUCAGGGGCCAACGUGUGUUCAUGCGUGUGUCAGUGCACAUAAAAAACAGCUCAUGUAUAUUCUAUUUCCAAUUAAUUUUCCUUUUUAAGCCCACACAAAUAAUGACAGUGGGAUUGCGGUGCACAAACUAAACGCUAGUUUAAGUUCAGAUUCUGUUUUUGUCUCUGUCAAAGCUUCCUCGCUCUUUUUUUUCAUCCUUUCCAGGAAGACUUUUUUUAUUCUUUUUUUUGUGUUCAUGUUUUUUCUCUCUCGUCUUGUCCGCUUGGAGAGGUAAAAUGACGGCACUCUGUUUAUAUGUUUUCUGUGUAUAUGUUUGGUUUUAUGUGAAUUUUACUACUGACCACCAGUGCUGAAGAGGGAUGGAGGAGGAGGAGGAGGAGGAGAGAGCUUUAGGGAAGAAUUCAAUUGCUUUUUCUCAAAAGAAAAGAUUGUUUUUCGAUGAGAUUCAGCGAGCCUGGUCUUGUCCUCUCCCAACCUCCGGCCUCCCUCCUUCAACAAGCACUGGCUGCCUGUCUGUCUGAUUAUUCCUCCUCACACGAAAGCCUUUGUAAACGUAUCAUCUAUUUAAAUGGAAUUUUAACGACUUUUUCUUUUGUGGUUUUUAUUGAUGGAAGAUCUGUAUCCAUUAAGUCAGUUAACAAUUUACAGAGUGUAAAAUGUUUUCAUGUGUGCAUCUUUUAAGCAUUUGGGUGUGCUUGAAAUCAGCACAGAGCUCUGCUUUUUCCAUAAAGAGAGCAUCUUAAAAGCCAAUAACGGAUAUGAAAUUGUUGGUUUAACUUAUGGGUCAUUAGUAGGAUGGCAAAAACGACACACACCUGCCGGGGUCAGCAAUUUCUUUAAAUGAAUCCACUGACCUUUUUGAUCUGUGAUAAUUUAGCAGUUGAGGAUUGUCAGCACGUUCACCUCUGGCUGUCCCGCACUCAGCGUGCCACACUGCACUACAGUAUGUAAAUAUUCUUUGCUCUGUUAUCUCAUUUGUGACACUAAUGUAUACGGUGUGGGUGUUGACUUUAUUAAGUGAAGAGGUGAAACUGCCACCGGUCUUAUCAAACCUGAAGGUUUAUUUCUUGAAAAAGAAAGUCCAACAUUCCUCACCGGCAUUCCAAGUCCAGUGGCAAGUAUUAACAUUUGUACUUUAUCAGGUACUCACUUCAUUCUUUAUGUUUAAGGUGAAAAAUCAUUUUGGUACAACCCCUGUCAUCUGAGACUCUUCAUGUUUAAAUGCACUUUCAUUCUCUGUUUUUGUUGCUUGUAAAAAAUCUUCUGUUCCUGUGACAUGGACAUCAAUACAACCACUUUCCAAUGAUUUUUA
Messenger RNA from Larimichthys crocea (large yellow croaker), 6754 nucleotides. RefSeq names its product phospholipase C, beta 3 (phosphatidylinositol-specific) (gene plcb3). Gene Ontology annotation, cellular component: cytoplasm. Lineage: Eukaryota; Metazoa; Chordata; Actinopteri; Sciaenidae. Bases 1 to 3786 code for a protein of 1261 amino acids. Gene Ontology annotation, molecular function: phosphatidylinositol-4,5-bisphosphate phospholipase C activity; calcium ion binding; calmodulin binding. The record is from RefSeq and is a predicted model, not a curated record. The transcript has 34 exons. Gene Ontology annotation, biological process: lipid catabolic process; G protein-coupled receptor signaling pathway; release of sequestered calcium ion into cytosol.